GUUAUAUUACCGUUUUCUGCCCUUCAAAUGACACUGCUUUUGCGGUAAGCGUAGCAUUCACAUUGUUCCUGCACUUGCACAGAAGACGAUAUGAGCAAAAUCGGAAUUAACGGAUUCGGCCGUAUUGGCCGUCUUGUGCUUAGGGCCUCCCUCGAACGUGGUGGUCAGGUUGUUGCCAUUAAUGAUCCAUUUAUUGGUUUGGACUAUAUGGUAUAUAUGUUCAGAUAUGACUCUACACAUGGUAGAUUUAAGGGAGAAGUCAAAGCUGAAAAUGGUUGCUUAGUUGUCAAUGGUAAUAAGAUUGCUGUAUUUAGUGAACGUGACCCAAAAGCUAUUCCAUGGGGAAAGGCUGGAGCUGAAUAUGUUGUAGAGUCGACUGGAGUCUUUACUACCAUAGAAAAGGCUUCUGCCCAUUUGGAAGGUGGUGCAAAGAAGGUUAUCAUUUCUGCACCAUCAGCCGAUGCACCUAUGUUUGUCGUUGGCGUAAACUUAGAUGCUUAUGAUCCAAGUUACAAAGUUAUCUCCAAUGCUUCCUGCACAACCAAUUGUUUAGCUCCUCUUGCUAAAGUUAUUCAUGAUAAUUUUGAAAUUAUUGAGGGUCUUAUGACUACUGUACAUGCUAUUACUGCUACUCAAAAAACUGUUGAUGGACCAUCUGGAAAAUUAUGGCGAGAUGGUCGUGGUGCUGCACAAAAUAUUAUUCCAGCUGCAACUGGUGCAGCUAAAGCUGUUGGUAAAGUCAUUCCAGCUCUUAAUGGAAAACUGACCGGUAUGGCAUUCCGUGUGCCGGUACAUAAUGUAUCGGUCGUUGACUUAACCGUUAGACUUGCCAAACCUGCAACCUAUGAUGCUAUUAAAGCUAAAAUUAAGGAAGCCUCUGAAGGACCACUGAAAGGAAUUUUAGCCUAUACAGAAGAUGAUGUAGUCUCUUCUGACUUCAUUGGUGAUAACCACUCCAGUAUUUUUGAUGCUAAAGCUGGUAUUCCUUUGAACGAUAACUUCGUUAAAUUAAUCUCCUGGUAUGAUAAUGAAUAUGGUUAUUCUAACCGUGUGGUUGACUUAAUUAAGUACAUACAAACGAAAGAUAACUAAAGUUUAUCAUAUAUUUAUAUAUAACACAUCUCCGUAAACGUGUCUGUAUGAUAAUGUUUAUUAUACGACCAUAUUCAAAUGAAAUAUCAUUAUAUUUAACCAGUAGAAUUUCCAAUCAGAAAUUGAAAAUAUGAAAUUAAAAGUAUUUUUUAGUAUAACAUUUUUUCGCACAGAAAAUAGUUUUAUCUAUUGUAUAGGCAUUAAUUAUCAAAACAAGUACAAAAGAAAGCAGAAUUCGUUAUAUUUAAAUCUUCAUUCGUGAUUUUCAAAUAUUUUCGUGAAUAUAAGAUAUAAAUGCAAAUUUAAUGUGUAUUUGUGAAAGUUGUGUAGUCACAUAUGCAAAGUAAAUUCUUGUAUCAUAUAUUACCUAAGUACAAGUAAUGUAUGUUACAUUUAAUUGUCUUUUAUCAUUUAUUCAUUCAUCACAUUCACAACCUAGACUUUAAAAUAUUUGUGAUUUCUUUCUGUAAUAAUAUUAUUUGUCAUUCAACACAUUGACAUCAAUAAAAAUUGUUAUGAAACUAA
This is a messenger RNA of Eufriesea mexicana, 1617 nucleotides long. RefSeq names its product glyceraldehyde-3-phosphate dehydrogenase 1. The coding region runs from base 91 to 1092 and encodes 333 amino acids. The transcript is spliced from 5 exons. Lineage: Eukaryota; Metazoa; Arthropoda; Insecta; Hymenoptera; Apidae. The record is from RefSeq and is a predicted model, not a curated record. Gene Ontology annotation, biological process: glycolytic process; glucose metabolic process. Gene Ontology annotation, cellular component: cytosol. Gene Ontology annotation, molecular function: NAD binding; NADP binding; glyceraldehyde-3-phosphate dehydrogenase (NAD+) (phosphorylating) activity.